AUGCCGGUCACCAUACCUUUACAACCCCUCUCCGCACUUGCGCCCACAGGAACAACCGACUCGCAAACGCAUAUGCGCUCGACAAACUCCGAUAUGUCCUCUACCCUGCAACAUGGGCACAAGGGGAUAUGCACCUGCGGGAUCAAAGGCAAGGCUGCUGCAAGUGACGGAGUGUCCGCAGCUGAAAAGCACUGCCCUUCAUGCGAACUCGUUCUCCCCGUUGAGUCCAGCGAACACCCUCUAUUUCCACCGUUACCUUCCUAUGGUCCACCGACAUUCGCUCGAAGUAUUCGAUACUAUGCGAUACAAAUCGUUUCGUUCUUUCUAUCGCUCGCCUUCCUAUCUGUCAUUUGUGUCGGGGCAUUAUUGUGCACAGUCGGCACCGGAAUCUCGGACACUGUUUCGCGGUUCAAAGGCAAGGAUCUGGCUUCGAAGCGUAUAUUCUUUGCGGAGGAACAGACGCGCAGAUUGGCGAGAGCUAAUUCGGAUAUCAAAUGGCAUAUGAGAGAGCAAAAGAAGUACGUGGAUGAAGAACAAGGACUGGACGAGUGUCCCCCACUGGAGGGAGGAAGGGAUCGAAUUGUUUGUGAUGUCGCCUACUACGCCCGACGGGUAGGGCUUGAUGUCGAGGAAUUUCGUGUGCAGACCGAAGACGGGUUCAUCAUCACCCUGUGGCAUGUUUACAACCCGUUGGAAUAUACGGCCUUGUCGGCAGAGGAAAGGCGUGAGCGCGGACCUGUUGCCUUUGAUCAGAAGACAAGAAGCACCUCAUCUCGGUCAGAUCGUCGAUAUCCCGUUCUUCUGAUACAUGGAUUGCUGCAAAGUGCUGGCGCCUAUUGUACCAACGAUGACGAUAGCCUUGCUUUCUUUCUCUGCAAAUCUGGAUAUGAUGUCUGGCUUGGCAACAACCGUUGUGGAAUGAACCCUGAGCACACCAGUCUAUCACCUUCUGAUCCACGUAUGUGGUCCUGGGAUAUCCGACAUCUUGGAACUCUCGACCUGGCUGCUCUGACGUCCCGCGUCCUAUUCGAAACAGGAUUUGACAAAUUGGGCCUCGUUUGUCACUCGCAAGGGACAACGCAAACAUUUGUUGCCCUCGCAAAGGAACAUCGACCCGAGCUAGGAGAACACAUCUCUGUCUUUUGCGCCCUCGCCCCAGCAGCGUAUGCCGGUCCACUAGUGAGCAGGCCGUAUUUCCGCUUCAUGCAGUCUUUGUCCCCUGGGAUGUUUCGCCUCGUCUUCGGUAUACGGCACUCUCGCGUAUGGGUGUUCUCGUUCCUUUUCGGCUGGUCCGACGCGCGUUGGGAACGUGACCUUCGACAUCGCAUGUUCCAAUUCGCUCCUGUCUAUGUCAGUGCUGAGACUAUGCGUUGGUGGCUUGGCAGCGAGAGCUUUGCCAAACACAAGUGUAUACUUUCCACGAUCGACGACACCACACGCGAAGCCAACGAGGAUCAUCGGUCUCAUAAUGACCCGAGCAUUGAACAGGGCGAUGAUCCAAGUGAUGCAUGCUUAGGCUCCAGUGAGGAUAAGGCUUGGUUUGGUCCCCAGACACCCCCAUUCGCUCUCUGGAUCGGUGGCUCCGACGCGCUGGUUGAUGGGCGGAAGCUCUUGCACCGGUUCGAUAGUGGUCGUGAACCGGAUGUCAGGGUUGUGCAUUCGAAGAUCAUAGAUGAGUAUGAGCACUUGGAUGUGCUCUGGGCUAUGGAUUCGAUCGAACAGGUGGGCAAAGAGGUUCGCCAAGUUCUUUUCAAUACCAUGCCCGAGGAUGCGCGCAACAUAUGUAGAACUCCGCGGGGUAUCAACCCUAGCUUGCUAGAUAUUCAAUAG
Messenger RNA from Penicillium maclennaniae, 1830 nucleotides. RefSeq names its product putative ab-hydrolase associated lipase. Gene Ontology annotation, biological process: lipid metabolic process. The coding region runs from base 1 to 1830 and encodes 609 amino acids. The record is from RefSeq and is a predicted model, not a curated record. Lineage: Eukaryota; Fungi; Ascomycota; Eurotiomycetes; Eurotiales; Aspergillaceae. The transcript is spliced from 2 exons.